Paramacrobiotus metropolitanus is the source of this 3026-nucleotide messenger RNA. RefSeq lists its product as uncharacterized. The record is from RefSeq and is a predicted model, not a curated record. NCBI's taxonomy places the organism in Eukaryota, Metazoa, Tardigrada, Eutardigrada, Parachela, Macrobiotidae. The coding region runs from base 58 to 2013 and encodes 651 amino acids. The transcript has 5 exons.
AGUUGUUUACAUCGCUUUGCAAGUUUUUGAUUAGAAGUUAGAACCAUUUCUGCUACAAUGGGGCUCAAAAAGUCUGCUACAUAUUCUGCGGAUAAAGAACGGAUUUCAUCGUAUGCAGAAAUCUUGACGGAAGCCGUUUCGGUUCUAUGGUUUGCGUGUCAAAUCUGCUUGAAAUUCGGGUUGCGAGUCCUUCCAGAAUGGCGUGCCAGCCGAUUAGACCCGGACAGCUAUAACGCCUUCGACUCCCUCAUCGAAUUGUCUGGGCUUAAGGUUAACGCGUGCUUCUGGGAUGAUGUCAUGGCAAUCUGGGUGCAACCGCACUCCGUCACAAUUUCCCGUGCGGCAUCCGCUGGGCUGGUGGUGGUCCCCGCUGCUGCGUCGAACAUUGUUCUCGCUUACAUGGCCACCGUGACGACCAUCCUCCUUACAGCCGUCCUCGGUGUCUCGCUCUUGUAUCUGGUAGCCGUUAACCGCGACAAGAUGGUCUACGCCCCGGAAGCCCAUCUGCUGCUUUGCCGUGGACUAGCGGCAUUACGUCGCCGCAAGUGGCACAAGAUUCUCGUCAAAAUUCCUCUGCCUAUCUAUAUAACUUCCUUGAUGAUUGCGGUGGCUACGGCAGUUGGCUCCGUUCUUUUCUAUGCUGUUUGGCUGGUUUUCGGCGCCUUGCCGGUGGUGCUACUGGCGUGGCUCUCGGUCGUGCUGGCCGUUGCGGUAUUUGGCCCGUCCGCGGUGCUCCCUGGCUGUAUCCUCUUCGCUAGCAUAAUGAUCAUCUAUUCCACCGGCCGAAUUUGGGGAUUGUGGAUGAAGGAGGCCUAUUACGUACUGUUUAAAAAGGGCAUCAGGAACUUGAUUGUUUCGAAAUCUACCAUGCAUUCGUCAUCCAUCGAUCAUUCAGUGGAAAAGCCGUUCAGAGGCACAGAAGUCAAGCAAUUGUACGAAAGCCGAAAAAGCGCACUUUACAAUAUGCUGGUCUUCUGUUUCGGCUGCUUUGCCGUGUACCAGAACGUAUGGCCAUUGUGUCUGCAAUUUCCCUCUGUCUGUCGGUGGCAACACAACAAGGAGAGCGCAAACUGGAGCUAUUGGACGCUUGUAAAUUCCACUUCAUGUAGUAAACACGGCACAGGCUUCAAUCAGGGGACAGCGAUGCUGUCCUACUGGAUAGAUCUGCAGUCUGAGGAACUGCGAUCGACGCGUGCCGCUAAUUCCGAGCUGCUGGCCAGCUUCACCCCGUCCUAUCCACCCCUCGUCAGCUGGAUGUUUCUGGCGUGGAGUGGAGCGCUGUCCGGCGCCAGUGGUUUACCCUAUACAGUGCUGCAGUACGUGGAGGCAAUCGUCAUCGGCCUGGUUGUCUUGCUCAUCGCGGGACUGCUCGUCCAUGACGGUGUCCGUGUCUGCUACAACACAUGGCGUCGGCGUGUCUUGGGCCCGCAAAUCAAGGAGACCGGCAACAGGGAUGAUUCGCUACUGAUACCUACUGACGUUUUGGAGGCGGAGACCGGAUUACUGGACAGCGCGCCAUCAGAUCGUGUGCCUGUAUUAGCGAACGUGACGAUGGAUGGCAUUGGUACUGGUCCCUCCGACCCGGUGCAGUGGGACCUCGGUGGCGACCAUGUUGUACCGGAAGCGGAGGACGAACACGGGACGCCGGUGUCUGUCGAGUGGGCACCCACGCCUCCGACGGCGAAAGAUGCAGACGUGGCAGAACCCCAUUGCCUAUGUGAAGCACUGGGCCUUACAUGGUUGUUAGUGUUGGCCGCCCAUUGCCCGUUAGCCUGCGGCGUGGUGCUCCCGUUCUCUGUGGUGGGACUGUUCUUGCCCGAAGAAUGCCAGCUGCCCGGUAUCCUGCUGCUGCUAACAGCCUAUACGGUGUGGAUCUACCGCAAGCUGGUGACGUUUGUGUGGCAAACGUGGUUCGCUAUGCAGUCCAUUCAAGCGAAAAUGAAAGAACCUUGCGAUGACUGUGGAGAUAAUCCGGUAAAGCCGCCAGCUGCGGAAUCAUCUGUAAUGGCAUAAUUCGGUUCGUUCCCGCCUGUUCGGUACUAAUGAGACUUCCGACAUGGGGCACGAUUAUUAUGGUCAUAAGGAUGGGUUAGUUUUACGUUUCGUAGUAAUGCAUUCGUGACUUUAUAGAUUUUGUUGCAUAUCGAUUAAAAAAAAUAAAUUUUGUACUCAACGUUUCUAACAAUUAAUACGAGAUUAUCCGGCAUUUUCGAUAGGGAAUUCUUUAGAGCUUUUCUCGUAUUCGUAAUAAUUGCGCCCUGUGUCAUGUGGCUCCGCCUGCAUCGUUCCGCGGUAUCCGGCAAUUUUUUAUCACCGAUUACUGUAAACUUGCUUGAACCAGGAUAGAAGAACCCUCCAGUUUCCCCUAUUUAGUGAUUUUUUUAAGAAUUCCGAACGUUGACUGAUAGUGAGAUUCGAAUACCGAAUAGAACACCUUGUCUCUGGUGUCCGGAACGCGAAUUUAUAUCGUGAAAUUGUCCGGAAUGCGAAAAACGGCGAAGUUUUUUGCUUUGACGCUAUGAAAGUCCCUGAUAGAGCAAGUUUACAAUAAAGAUCCGUAGAGUUUCGAAUGAGAGCAUCACCUCCUUGGCUAUCAUAUCGAUUACAAAGAACCUUCGUGCUGACUCCGGCUUUUCCCCUUCACGGGGUCCUCACCCCCGAUGCUUAGCUCCUCGCCCUGCAAGUUCACGCUAGCCGAUGACACCCGGCCGACGCGCUAUCUAAUCAUCCAUGCUUUCCCCGUAUAGCGCUCCUCCUGCCAAUCCCGGAAAGAAUAUUCCCGCGAAGCCGCAGCCGCUUUCAUAUCCGACAAACCCUAUAUGCAAUUUUGACAUGCAUCCAUUAUACGUAUUUUGUGGUUCAUCUGUCUGGACUUUAAUAUUUAGCGAGAAUGGGUAGUAACAGAGUCUCAUUAUCGUUUAAUUACUGUACGACGACCUUUUCUUCGGUCAUGCACUAAUGCUGAAAACGAUUUGUCGGAUGUGUUUGUCGAAGCGUGCGAACAUAUGGUACAAAAAAAUAAACAA